Messenger RNA from Andrographis paniculata, 1226 nucleotides. RefSeq lists its product as uncharacterized. The record is from RefSeq and is a predicted model, not a curated record. The transcript is spliced from 4 exons. Gene Ontology annotation, cellular component: chloroplast thylakoid membrane. NCBI's taxonomy places the organism in Eukaryota, Viridiplantae, Streptophyta, Magnoliopsida, Lamiales, Acanthaceae. Bases 167 to 910 code for a protein of 247 amino acids.
GUUCUUGAAAAAUCACAACUUUUGCAACCUUCCAGAACUUGUACAUUACGCACCAACAUUUGUACCUUCUGUGGAUAUCAUCUUUUCCGAUUUCUGCGAUUACUGAACAGAACAGAACAGAACAGACACCAAACAUCACCGGUAAGGAUUGAUCAGCCAUAGCUAAAUGUUGCAAGCCCAUCGGCACCUUUCACCCUUCUCCUCCACCAAUGGCAUCUUCCCCUCACUUUCUCCUCUCCCCUCGUCCCUUUCCCUCUGCUUCCCAUCCAGAAACCCUAAUCGCUGCUAUGCCCGGAAAACAUGGACUGCCCUAAUCGCCGACGAAUCCAUUACCGCUGAAGAGCCGCCGCCGGCGAAGGAUGGGCCAAUCGAACUCUUCCCCACAACUUCCCCGAUUUUCGCCACUUCCGACGAACCGACGCCAAUCCAAACCGCCACCAGCGUGCUCCUCACCGGCGCCAUCACCGUCUUCCUCUUCCGCUCCCUCCGCCGCCGCGCCAAGAUUGUCAAAGAAAAGGAUUUGUGCAUUUCCUGUUAUUGCCAAAUCUCCAAUGACCUGCACCAGAAAUUCCGAUCAUCCGGCGACAAGAAAUCGCUGGUGGACGAAGCAAUGGCGACCUUGAAAUCACUAUCUCCAUCUGCAGACAAUGCCAAGUCUCCACCUUCGCCGGUUCAGGCAUUUCUCGGCGCGUUAGGCGCCGCCGCGAUCGCGCUUAUCCUCUACAAAUUCACCAUCACCAUUGAAUCUUCUCUCAAUCGCCAGACAAUUUCAGAUAGCUACUCCAUUCUAUUUUCUCUGCACAUUCUGUUUUCUUCUUCUUCUUCUUCUUCAGGUCCGCCAAAUAACAAUUACCAUAAGGACAAUCAUCAACGGGCUAUGCUAUCUUGCAACCUUCGUUUUCGGGGCUAAUUCUCUUGGCUUGUUUCUCUACUCUGGUCAGCUCGCCUUCAAGUCUUUAAUUGAAAAUCCUAACGACAAUAGCCGAGCGCCGUCUAAUCCACCGGCCGAUGUGGCCGAUGAUCAAAGUUCAGAAGAUAUUCAAUAAUGGAGGACUUGAAUGUGAGUAAGAUUCGAUCCGUUUUGUUGUACAUGUUCGUCGAUUAUGGAUAUAAACUUAGCAUUAAAGUUCGUAAAUUUUAGCAUUCGAUGUCGACGAUCUUGAUGUCUUCGUGAAUUUCGAUUUGUUAUUUGACUACUUAAACAUUUUACCGAUCGCUAAAGGAAA